Sphaeramia orbicularis (orbiculate cardinalfish) is the source of this 1461-nucleotide messenger RNA. It is a transcript of the gene ptger4c, whose product is annotated as prostaglandin E receptor 4 (subtype EP4) c. Lineage: Eukaryota; Metazoa; Chordata; Actinopteri; Kurtiformes; Apogonidae. Gene Ontology annotation, biological process: negative regulation of inflammatory response; inflammatory response; adenylate cyclase-activating G protein-coupled receptor signaling pathway. The transcript is spliced from 2 exons. The record is from RefSeq and is a predicted model, not a curated record. Gene Ontology annotation, cellular component: plasma membrane. Bases 1 to 1461 code for a protein of 486 amino acids. Gene Ontology annotation, molecular function: prostaglandin E receptor activity.
AUGAUCAACGACACUCUUGCGUGUGGUGAAUUGAACACAAAUGACUCUGAGCUGCUGCCGCUUCUUUCUCUGAACCACAACCACAGUGAGUUCCCAGCUCUCCGCUUGGAACCCAAAUCUCUGGCUACUUCAGCCACUAUGUUUGCUGUGGGAGUCUUGGGAAACCUCACCGCCAUAGUUGUGUUGUGCACCUCCAAAAAAGAGCAGAAGGAGACCACUUUCUACACUCUAGUCUGCGGGAUGGCCAUCACAGACCUGUUGGGCACCUGUUUCACCAGCCCAGUGGUGAUCGCCACCUAUGUAGCAAACCGCUGGCCAGGAGGGACCCUGCUGUGCCACUUCUUCUCCUUCUCCAUGCUCUUCUUCGGCUCCGCUGGGAUGUCCAUUCUGUGCGCCAUGUCCGUGGAGCGCUACCUGGCCAUAAACCGUGCGUAUUUCUACUCUCGGUACAUAGACCGGACCACUGCGCGCUUGGCCCUCCUGGUCAUCUAUCUGUUCAACAUAGUGCUGUGCAUCAUGCCCAGUUUUGGCUUCGGACAACACAUCAGACACUUCCCCGGGACUUGGUGCUACUUGGACUGGAGGGCUAAGGACACCAUCGGAGCCGGUUACUCCUAUCUGUACGGUGGGGUGAUGCUGCUUCUGAUUUCCGUGACGGUGCUGUGUAAUCUGGCCGUGUGCCGGACCCUGGUGGGCAUGAACCAAAGGACGGGGAUAGUCAGGACGGAGCUGUGUGAGCACGGAAGCUCACGUCGCCGCUUUCCUCGGCUGCCCUCAGUCACCUCUGCUGCGGAGAUCCAAAUGUUCUGGCUUCUGAUCUUUAUGACCAUCGUUUUUCUGAUCUGCUCCAUCCCUUUAGUGGUGCGACUCUUUGUGAACCAGCUCUACGGCCCCACAUCUAUUUCUGCUGGACUUAAACCUGACUAUAAGAGCGACCUGAUGGCGAUCCGCUUCGCAUCCUUCAACCCCAUAUUAGACCCGUGGGUGUACAUUUUGUGUCGGAAGAACCUGCUCCUGAAGGGCUGCAACAGGCUGAAGAGCACAGUGUCCAGGCUUAAAGGCAGUGGGACCGACAACAACGGCUGGGUGGGGGGUCAACACUCCCCCCCUUCUCUGAACAGCAACGACACCAGUUACGCGUCAAUACGCACGGCCAGCUACAGGAACGGAAUGGAACAGGUGUCGGUUAAGAGGGACACGUUUACAGACUUCGCCAACAGACAGGCGUGGGAAUAUGACACGGCCAGGGUUAACUUCCACCCGUUCAGCGUUCAGCCCACGGCGAUCCUCGGGAGUGAGGAGGAAGAGGAGGAGGCGGUUGGAUCUAAACACGCACUGGAGGUGAAGAAGUCUCCAGGACGCAGCGCAACGCCGCUCCUCAUGGCCAACGUCAUCAGAGGGGACGUAGUGACCUGUACGUUCAGCACACCGAGCUCCUGUCAGUCAUCCAAAUGCCUCUGA